Messenger RNA from Lindgomyces ingoldianus, 933 nucleotides. RefSeq names its product 60S ribosome subunit biogenesis protein-like protein NIP7. The record is from RefSeq and is a predicted model, not a curated record. Lineage: Eukaryota; Fungi; Ascomycota; Dothideomycetes; Pleosporales; Lindgomycetaceae. The coding region runs from base 43 to 600 and encodes 185 amino acids. Gene Ontology annotation, molecular function: RNA binding. Gene Ontology annotation, cellular component: nucleus; preribosome, large subunit precursor; nucleolus. Gene Ontology annotation, biological process: ribosome assembly; ribosomal large subunit biogenesis. The transcript has 3 exons.
UUCAAACUCCUCCUACCGAGAAAUUGAAUUCUGUCAGUAAAAAUGCGUCCCUUGACAGAAACCGAAACAAAAACACUAUUUGAGAAGCUUGCCACAUACUGCGGUAAAGGCAUCUCAAAUCUCAUCGCAGACCCAACCUCCAAGUCAGACCGUCUUGUCUUCCGCAUCCAGAAUUCCCGUGUGUAUUAUGUGCGCGAGUCUCUAGCCAACCUAGCCACCUCUGUCCGCCGCGACGCUCUCCUCUCACUCGGCACCUGUUUAGGGAAGUUCACCAAGACUGGAAAAUUCCGAUUACAUAUCACCGCUCUCUCUAUUAUUGCUCCUCAUGCUCGGUAUAAAGUCUGGGUCAAGCCAAAUGGAGAAAUGCCGUUCCUGUACGGUGGGAAUGUUCUGAAGGCGCAUGUUGGGCGAUGGAGUGAAGACUGUCCUGAACACCAAGGUGUUGUAGUGCUGAGCAUGAACGAUACACCUCUUGGCUUUGGUGUCAGCGCGAGAUCAACAGCAGAAGCCCGACGCUUAGACCCAACUGGUAUCGUUACGUUCAGACAGGCGGAUAUUGGAGAGUACCUAAGAGAGGAAGAUACAUUGUUCACGACCUGAGAAUCAAGACAUGUAUGCGAAUGAGCAGCUCCAAGGCUAGUUUUGUGGGCUGCAGGAAAGAGUAGGAACUAAGUGGCCACAAUGCUUUCUCGUGCCCUGCACUAAAACUUCGGGGAAUCCAAACAUGCAAACAUGCACACCAAAUCAAUCCGUUAUGUACCUUAAUAUGGUUCAGCAGGUGCGAAUACCCGAGCCGCGGGAGUAAUUCUGGUCCUGUCACAUUGAUGAAGGGCGAUGCAUGGGAGUCACUGUCGUCUUUCAAGUCGAUGCUUGUUUUACGAUUGGGUGGCUUCUUGUUUAGACUUUUCGUUAGGGGAAUGAGGCCACGGUAGC